CUUUUUGUGUAUGGGCGACCACCCGUCACGCCGCGACUGAAAAUUCACAUUCAUUACCUUUAACCUAAAGCUACCACGUGACAUGCAAGCCAGUGACGAUGACCUCUCUUGCUAGCUAGCUAGCUGUGGCUAACCAGGUGAAGCAGCAUUUUACACGAUGGACCAGAGUAAACAAGAGGAGGAGUAUGGAUACGACUUAUUCCCGAAGAGAAAAACGGACAGCAAGCCGAGCGCAAUCGCACAGAGCCUGUUCACUUUCAACCACAAGUGUCAGGUCAUGUUACAGUUAGCAUUGGACACUAGUCCUUAUGCGCAGCUCCUCCUCAGUGCCAUGAAGAAUUCAGGAUGCAAGCUGUUCAAAGACCGCCACUUCUCCUGUGAAGACUGUGACGGGACGGUCAGCGGCGGCUUCGACUCAGCCUCCUCUCAAAUCGUUUUGUGUCAGAACAACAUCCACCAGCAGGCCCACAUGAACCGAGUGGUCACGCAUGAGCUCAUCCACGCCUUCGACCACUGCCGGGCCAACGUGGACUGGUUCAACAACUAUAGGCAUUUGGCUUGUUCUGAGAUCCGGGCAGCUAACCUCAGUGGAGACUGCACCUUUACAAAUGAAUUAACCAGAUUCAACUUUGGCCUAAAGCAGCAUCACCAGGAGUGCGUUCGUGGCCGUGCCUUGCGCUCCAUCCUGGCCGUGAGGAAGAUCAGCCGGGCGAAGGCGGAGGAGAUUGUCGACGACGUCUUCGACUCGUGUUUCAACGACCACGCUCCGUUCGGGCGAAUCCCGCACAGCAAGAAGGACGCCAAGUUCGCCUACAGAGAUUACAUGAACAGAGAUCGAUACUACGCGAACCUUUAGUGGCGCGUUUUCGUCAAACUCCCGAGGGUGCUCCGGAGGGCGGCGAUGCCGGCGAGAUGCGUGACCUCAGGGGCCUUGGUCAGCGUAGCAGCCUGAACGGGAAGACUGUGUUGAUGUGAUCGCGUCCAUUCAAAAUGGAUUGUCAGAGAAUGAUUUGUCCUUGAAUCGGGAGACAAAGAAGGGAGCUGCAGAACAUUUCAUUUUCCACCUCUUCGGACACUAAUUAUAUGUAAAGCAAAUGUAAGGACUGAUUUUGCUCUUGAAGUGAAAUAUUAGAUGAGGCACUAGUUGUUUUUCUUGUGUUUUUAGGUUAAUCAGUGGGUGCUGUUAAGGAAGCACAAGACUUCCUUUCUGUCCAUCAGUGUUUGCUGUGAAAGUCCUGUAACGGCAAGUGAGGACGUGCUGUAUUUCUUUCAGAUGCUCUCCAUCUUGUUGCCAUCAUGACCUCCACAAAUUUCCUGUAAAUAAAUCUGAUUGUGCUUAAAUGCAACAGAAUGAAAUUGUAUUUGAAUUAAAGUUUAAUUCCUCAGAGAGGGAAAAAAGAAAAACAAGUUUGA
This is a messenger RNA of Mugil cephalus (flathead mullet), 1413 nucleotides long. RefSeq names its product ATP23 metallopeptidase and ATP synthase assembly factor homolog (gene atp23). Gene Ontology annotation, molecular function: metalloendopeptidase activity. Lineage: Eukaryota; Metazoa; Chordata; Actinopteri; Mugiliformes; Mugilidae. Gene Ontology annotation, biological process: mitochondrial proton-transporting ATP synthase complex assembly; mitochondrial protein processing. The transcript has 6 exons. Gene Ontology annotation, cellular component: extrinsic component of mitochondrial inner membrane. The record is from RefSeq and is a predicted model, not a curated record. Bases 158 to 856 code for a protein of 232 amino acids.